Prunus armeniaca (apricot) is the source of this 939-nucleotide messenger RNA. The record is from the annotation of a GenBank genome assembly. NCBI's taxonomy places the organism in Eukaryota, Viridiplantae, Streptophyta, Magnoliopsida, Rosales, Rosaceae.
AUGCUAGAGAUGUGGGAGCAAGUGAAACUGCUUGGGCACAUGGGGAAAGUAUCUCUUAAAGGAGUAGUAAAUGAUGAGUUAGUAGAUAUAGACAAGGAUGUUGAGCUAUUAAGUUUGUGUGAUAAGGUACCACUUUCUUAUAAGAGAGUGGUGCUGAUUUAUGUACAACACAUUGAAGAGGAAUGUGUUGCAGUGAAUGAGGAUUCUGAAGAGGUAGCUGUGGCAUUAAAUGAGGAUAGUGAGAAUAUUGGGCCUUUUAGUGAUGAAAAUGAGGCUUAUACUGAAGGCAUUGGGCCACUGAACAAUGAUAAAGAGGGUCGGCCUUUUACUGAGGAUCAUGGGCCUGCUUGCAGAGUUGAAGACUGGGUUUCAAGUGAUGAUAAUGGGCCCCUGAAUAAUGAGGGUAGUAGGGUUGAUAUAGGUGACACUGAUAUGGAAGAUAGUGAAGACAAUGAAGGCAGUGAACAAGAAGACAAGGAAGAAGACCCUGAUUUUGUUGACAGUGCUUAUGAGCAGAGUGAAAAUGAAUGUGAGUUGUUGACAAAGGACGAUAAAGCAUUUGAAAAUUAUGUAGACCAGCCAGAAGUAGUUGAAGACCCAAAUGCCCCUGUAGAUGAAGAUCGGGAGUCAACUGAUGUAGCUAAAAGUGAUGUUGAGAGUUUGGAUAGUAGCUCAUAUGAUGAGGAUGAUGGGAACCAGAAGAAAAGGAAGAAGAAACAACCCAAAUUUCAAGAAUUUAGGCCUGAAACAGACAUGCCCAACCUUGAGUUUAAGCUGAGUUUAAGGGUGAGGACAGUGUGUGCAGGAAAUUGUAAGUGGGUUUGUUUUGCUUCAGCAGUGAAUGGUAGUGAAUGGGUUCAAGUGAAGAAAUUGGUUGAUGAGCAUGAUUAUGGGACAGUUGAUCACAACUUUCAUGCUAACUCAACAUGGUUAGCUUAG